Fraxinus pennsylvanica is the source of this 618-nucleotide messenger RNA. Lineage: Eukaryota; Viridiplantae; Streptophyta; Magnoliopsida; Lamiales; Oleaceae. The record is from the annotation of a GenBank genome assembly.
AUGGAGAAAAGCGAGUCAACCAAGAUUGAGAUUGCAGAGACGAGCAAAGAAAGGAAAGGGAAAGCGCCGCUUUUGGGGGCGGUACCACCAGUGGCGGCCGAGCAUGUAAGGGGACGGUACAAGAGGGGCAUUUCUAUAUUCGACCUUAUACUGAGAAUAAGCGCCAUGUCUUUAGCUUUGGCUGCAACAGUCAUCAUGGGCACCGCUGAACAAACCCUUCCUUUCUUCACUCAGUUCUUCCAGUUCCAAGCCAGUUACGACGAUCUCCCAACUUUCGCAUUCUUUGUUGUGGCAAUGGCAAUAGUUUCAGGAUACCUUGUCCUCUCCAUACCCUUCUCAAUUGUGUGUAUCGCCCGCCCUCUUGCAGUUGGACCAAGGCUCCUCCUAAUUAUCCUUGACACCAUGAUUGUCACAUUGACAACUGCUGCAGCUGGAUCAUCUGCUGCAAUAGUUUACUUGGCUCACAAUGGGAAUUCAGAUGCAAAUUGGUUGGCAAUAUGUCAGCAGUUCACUGAUUUCUGCCAAACGACUAGUGAGGCAGUGGUGGCGGCAUUCAUCGCCGUCGCUCUCCUCGUUUUCAUGAUUGUUCUGUCUGCUUUCGCUCUUCGGAAACAUUAA